CUGGUGCGUAACCAAGCUUCCCGACACCAUGCUGGGCGCGGGGGGCGCGGGCUUCGCACGGUGCCUGCGAGCCAGGACACAGGCAUGGCUGUGGGGUUCGCGGGGCGGCGCUUUGGCCCUGGCGCGCUCCGCUGGCGCGCCUGGCCCUGGAGACCAGCAGCCCUCCGGGGGGCGGGGCCCACGCGGACGUCAGUUCAGCCUGUCGGCGGCCGCGGUAGUAGAGUUGGCGCCCCGCCCUCUGCAGCCUUACCUGCGUCUCAUGAGGCUGGACAAGCCCAUUGGAACCUGGCUGCUCUAUUUGCCUUGUACCUGGAGCAUUGGUUUGGCAUCUGAACCAGGUUGUUUUCCAGAUUGGUACAUGUUAUCCCUCUUUGGCGCUGGCGCUAUUCUGAUGCGUGGAGCAGGCUGUACUAUUAAUGACAUGUGGGACCGGGACUACGAUAAAAAGGUUACAAGAACAGCAAGUCGCCCAAUAGCUGCUGGAGACAUUUCAGUUUUCCAGUCCAUCGUUUUUCUCGGAGUACAGCUGACCCUGGCACUGAGUAUUCUUCUGUGUCUGAAUUACUACAGUAUAGCUCUUGGCGCAGCAUCCCUACUUCUUGUCAUCACCUAUCCACUAAUGAAAAGAAUUACGUACUGGCCUCAAUUAGCCUUGGGGUUCACUUUUAAUUGGGGAGCAUUGCUUGGGUGGUCUGCUGUCAAGGGCUCCUGUGACCCAUCAGUUUGCCUGCCUCUCUAUUUUUCUGGAAUUAUGUGGACUCUAAUAUAUGAUACUAUCUAUGCCUAUCAGGACACAAGAGACGAUGCCCUGAUUGGUCUUAAGUCCACAGCCUUGAGGUUUCGUGAGAACGCCAAGCAGUGGCUUAGUGGCUUCAGUGCAGCAAUGCUGGGGGCGCUGAGCCUGGUGGGAGUGACCGCUGGUCAGACCAUGCCCUACUACGUUGCUCUGGCUGCUGUCGGAGCUCAUCUGACUCACCAGAUUUACACUCUAGACAUCCACAGACCUGAGGAUUGUUGGGAUAAAUUUACCUCCAACCGAACAGUGGGGCUAAUACUUUUUUUAGGAAUUGUUCUUGGGAACUUGUGGAGAGAAAAGAAGACAGAUGAAACAAAGAAAAAUAUAGAAAGAGUAGAAAAUUAGCAAAUGAAGUCUAUCUAGUUUUUAAAUAAGACUUUUACAAAACACUCUCAGGUGUUGUUAUGAUGUAAUUAGAUUUGAAUAAGAAUCUUAACUAUGUUAAAGAAUUAAGAAUCAGAAGAUGAAGGCUUCGAGCAUAUUUUAUAUUUGCCUGAAUUUUAGUUCAGCUAUUUACCAGCAAAAUUCUUCCUCCGUCACAAAGACCUGGAUUCUUCAGGAUUUGAAAUGACCUUGAGUGUUUAAGUUGAUGUGUUCUGUUCAUUGUAAUUCUAAUCUGUAGUUACGGGAAUUGUAUGAGUUCCACACUUUAAAAGAAACUGACAUGUAUUUCAUCUAAAUGAAUGUCUGUAGAAAAAUGGACUGUCUUUUUAGGAAAAAAUAAAAGCUGCCACAGAAA
Molecule: messenger RNA, 1535 nt
Organism: Phyllostomus discolor (pale spear-nosed bat)
Lineage: Eukaryota; Metazoa; Chordata; Mammalia; Chiroptera; Phyllostomidae
Gene: COQ2
Product: coenzyme Q2, polyprenyltransferase
Exons: 7
Coding region: 29-1141 (370 amino acids)
Biological process (GO): ubiquinone biosynthetic process
Cellular component (GO): mitochondrial inner membrane
Source: RefSeq, a predicted model, not a curated record